Molecule: messenger RNA, 2376 nt
Organism: Tigriopus californicus
Lineage: Eukaryota; Metazoa; Arthropoda; Copepoda; Harpacticoida; Harpacticidae
Product: oocyte zinc finger protein XlCOF19-like
Exons: 4
Coding region: 273-914 (213 amino acids)
Source: RefSeq, a predicted model, not a curated record
AGAACGUCCUGAAAACCUGACUUGCUUCGAUUUGGAUCCAAGUUUGGCUGCCACUUUGCGGUGGAAACUUAUUGUUAAUCAACAGUUGGGCGAGAUAACCAUUUGGAAUACAAAUUAAUUUAUUGAUGGGAUCCAAUUGAAGGGCCCGUGAACCGAAAACCGACCACACGUAGAAGAGAAGGAAGAAGACGACGACAAGGUCGACGGCGACGGCAAAGAAGGAGUCAAGGCCGCUUUUUCGAGGUUUUUCAUCUGACAUCUCACGAGCCAUCAUGAUUUAUCUGUGCGAGUUUCCUGAUUGCGCUUUCUUAACCCGCUGGAAAAGCGAAUUCGAUACCCACAGGAAGCGCCAUCUGGGACAGCGAGAUUUCCCCUGUCAGAGUUGCGAGAAGAGGUUCUUCUGCCGAAGGGAUCUCAACAUCCACCACCGGGUUCAUUCCGGGACCAAACCUUAUUGUUGCCAAGGGUGUGAUAAGACCUUUGCUCAGAAAAGCCAACUCAACACCCACGAGACCAAAGAGCAUCCGAAUCUCUCGACCAGACAACGAAAAUGGUAUCCCUGUCACUUGUGCAAAAAGAUCCUGACCACCCAAGACGGCCUCCAGAUUCACAUUGCCGCUCAUCUGGGCCUCAAAUCCCACGAAUGUCCCACGUGUGGACUACGGUUCAGUUCUAGAUCAAAUCUACGGGCUCACAGUACUCGCCAUGAGCUGAAAGUUCGCCACGAUUGCCCCGAGUGCCAGCAAUCUUUCCGUCUGAAAUCCAUGCUCAAGGAGCAUUUGUGGUCACACUCGGGAUUUCGACCUUUCCAUUGCUCCAGAUGUGACAAGGGAUUCAAACGGAGGCAGCAAUUGGAGGCCCAUUUGAACGUGCACAGCGGACUCACACCGUUUAGUUGUCAGGAAAGUGGUUGAUUAAUUAUGAGCACUCAUUAUCAAAGUUUCGUGCACACGCUUUUCACUCUUGUUGGAGAAAAUUGAGCAAAAUCCGCUCGCUUCUUGUCGUUUUCGCUUUGAAAGUUAGUGCACGGACUUCUAGAAAUAUGGACUGCCAACGGCUUUCCGGUCAAAUUGGCCUUCUUCGUCGAGUCCUUUCCAUCAUGCAUUGAAAAACCAAAAGAAAUACGUAGACAAUUGUACUUAAAGGCAAGUCGCUUUUAUUUGAUUUUUUAAUUGAAAAUUGUUUUGUUCCAAAUUAAAAGCGUAUGCAGCUGACCGACAGAAGGCCAGAUUUUUGGUCUCAAAUUCAGCCACGUUCAUUCAUAUGGUCAGAUCUUUUGAUCAUUUUUUGCGUUCUAAUUGUGGAUGAGACGAAUGGCUGAAAUGAUUCGAAUUUGUCUCUUCCUGUCCAAGUCCAUAUAUCCAGAUGUCCGUGGUUAGAGCCAGUUGCUGUAGAGCUUAGAGCUAGCUUACGUACUUGAGGGGUCCCGUAAUGGUGUGUGCAAAAUAAAUCAACCACUUGGGGCUUGAUCUGAUCUCCAGAUGUGUGGCUCUCGUUUCAAAUCAUCCUCGAGAUUGUCGCAUCACAAGAACAAAUGUCAGAAGCUCCCUCAGUCCUUCAAGGCCAAUUCGGACUUGUCGAAACUGGACGACCCGGGGUCAAGUUUCGAGGCCAUUAUGGAAUUGAAAAACGAGCCCUUUCAUCUGGACCCCAUCGCUCCGCUCUUUGAAGAGAUCGAUCCCUAACAAAGAUACCCGGACAUCAACCAUACAUGGAGGGGCUUGAUCUGUGAAAAAAAAGAGAUUCGAAUUUCAAGCCCAGAGAAAUACACGUUCUACACCUACUUGGUGCUUAUUUGUACUUGAACUCAAGUCUGCCAAUGUUUGUGUAAUUUGGCAAGUAAACAAACAGGUUUAUUUGGGCACCUCCUAACUUCGCUUCCAACACUGUUGAUUGUGUCGACAUUCACAGCCCAAAUCAUAACAAAAAUCGAUGGUUUUUCAUCUUCUGUCUGACGGAUAUUGAGUUAGAAUAGGUCUAUAUGGCUAAUGAAAUUCAAUUUGCUCUUACCUGUGGCUGGAAAAGUACAGAAAUCUAACAAAAAGUGCAACGCAGGGAAAUUCAAUUUUUUCCCAAGAGAAGUUUUUGAGGCUCAUGUAAUCUAAAAAUGAGCUGCAUUUGAAUGCUCGAAAGCAAAACUAUGUAUGUGGGAUUGGUGGUUUAAAGUUGAUACAGACAUAAAUAAAAGAAGAAAAAAAUCAAUCGUCGGGAGUGACCUCUGAUUUUACAAUGGCGGUUUUGUAGGUCAUAUUUUUCAAUUCUCUCCAAGCACCUCGCGUGCAAUCAAAACUAAAUAGAUAUAAAAUAUCUGUGUUUUUACAUCUAAGUAGUCUUAAGUGGAUGUUGGAUUAACUAAAUAUGAAGAUGAAGAGAUGG